AGAUCUGAAUUAGGCCAACAGACAAGUAUACAAAUAGCGGAUUUAUAAGUGGACAGCUUGCUCAGCUAAGGACAAAAAUUAUGUCUACACACUGGUUCGAUAUGUAAAACAAUUCAGAGAAGCAAUUGAUUGCAGCCAUGAGAGAAAUGCUCUAUGGUAAACCUUCCUCCCUUUUAGACAAAUGUCCAAGUAUCCAGAUCACGCCCUGUUUCCUUCCCUUGCUUCCAGUCUCAUCUAUGCUUUUGGGUACAAUGGACGGCUCGGAGAUAAGUGUUUAUCAGAAUGACUUGUUUCUUCAGCUACAGGAUGUGAUCUCUUCCCUGGAAACAUGUGUCUUAUCCUGGAGGAGUCCAACUGUUGACAAGUCUGUGGAAGAAAGUGUGACACCCCUCCUGAAAACACCUUCUGCGGCCAUGCAUCAGUCUAAUCAGAUACAGGAGUUCCCCAAUCAGUUUUCAAUUGAAGAUCCGGGCUUAUUACAGGCAGAAAUCAGACAUUACCAGGAAACUAAUGCAGUACUGAGGGUCAAAUUAAGUCUCACAGACAGGAAACUGGAUAAGUCAAGAACCACACUCAAGGUCUUCAUGCAGGAAAAGGAGGUGCUACAAAGAAAGGCAAAGACUUUACAAGACCUCCUGCAAGACGAAGGCUUUUCUCUUAUAACAAACUCUCCACUGACUAGUCCUAUGUCUGAAGAACCAAGCAAUCUGUUAUCUGAAUCUAACCUCCCAAUCACUGAGACGCUGCCAUGUCAUCCUCCUAAAUCAUCACUACAAAGUCUCAUUCAAUAUCUUCAGUGUCUCCCUGCAUCUCCGACUUUGCUGACUUCUCCUCCUGAGAUUCACCCGAGCAGCAUGGUGUCUGAGAUGAAGUGGUUAAAAGGACGCCUUGACCAUGUAAAACAGUUAAAUGACCAGCUCAGUGUGACCCUAAAAGAGUGUAAGACUGAUUCUGAAAAACUCAGCAUGCACCUUGGAAAACUGGAGUCCACCUGUACAGCUCUCCGUCUCGCCCUGCAGUCCAGUGAGAGAUGCCUAAAGACCUAUAGUGUGCUGUUGGCUCUUGCAGAAGCUAAAGGAGAAAUCCUGCUGGGCCAGGUAACGUCAGGAGACUUCUUGAGCGCAGGUUGGGGACUGCUGCCAAAGGACUUAGAGAUAAAAACCAAGCUGUUCAUGAUGGAAGUAAAAAAGACCUUCAGAAGAGAAAAGCCAAGUUCAGAACAGGAAACAAAGAACACGGCAGGGCAAACAAUGUACAGGCUUUAUGCCCCCUGGCUAAGUGAAGAAGAGGAGAAGAUCCUAAGAGACUACAUAAUGUCUCUGAAGUGGGACCUGUCAUGCGUUACUGUGUUGGAACAGUCAGCCAUUGGUGCUUCUCAUGUAAAGGAAGUAACUGAUUGUGCUGACAUUAUUAAGGGUAAAGUGGAUGAUGCCAUCAAAGCCUCAGUGGAAGCUUUACCAUGUCUGACGGAGAAACCUGCCCGAACCCAGAUCAUGCAGGAACUGAUGGAUACUAAGAAGAGGUUAUCUGAACUCAAGGCCAGUCUUCAGUUACUUCAGACAGAGAAGCGAGCUUUGGAGCUGCAGUGUUUAACUCAGCAAGAGCAAGAGAAAGCAUACAUGCUUAUCAGAGCCCACCUGCAGGUGGAGCAGAAUACCUGGACAAAACAAGAAGAGGAUUCUGGGAAUAGCAAAGAUGAACAGAAUUGCACAGUUUGUGAAACCGUGUCGGUUGGUCAAAGCAAGAAACCUGCUUCAUCACCUAUCAUGCAGCGACUGCUAGACUCACUGAAACAGAGCAGUGAAAUAAAAGCACAAAUUGAAGGUCUAACAACAGAACUGGAUACAUUAUCCUCUAAAGUCCAAGCUCAGAACUCCCAAUCUGCACAAAUGAUCAAAGAUUUCUUCAAAGCUCACAGGAAUCUCUUCCUCACAUAUCAGAAUGCGUGUAGGAAGUACCAGGAGCAGCAGCAGAGGCUGGAGUAUCAGGCUUCUCUAUUAGCACAACGGCAGUGUCAGCAGUUACAAAAACUCAUGCAAAAUAUUCAAAGUCUGCAGAAGAAAAAAAUACAAAGGGACACAGGGGAAACGUCAUUAUAGGAGCAUACAGGACCUCUAGCACGUACUAUGAUCUGUUGGGAAAUACGGUGAUGGCUAUUUACAUAAUAUGAUAUUGUUUUCUACCACAUUUUUACAAUACAUUACACAUGCCUGUACAUACUAUUGUCAAAUAAAUGGUCUUUUCUUAGGUCAGCAGAUAUGAAAA
Pseudophryne corroboree (corroboree frog) is the source of this 2265-nucleotide messenger RNA. RefSeq names its product colorectal mutant cancer protein-like. The record is from RefSeq and is a predicted model, not a curated record. The coding region runs from base 138 to 2099 and encodes 653 amino acids. Lineage: Eukaryota; Metazoa; Chordata; Amphibia; Anura; Myobatrachidae. The transcript is spliced from 14 exons.